AACUGACAUACUAAAGUGUUCCUAGUGGACUAGCUUUCUGGUUAUACGCGGCGACCAUGACCCACAAGCCAUCGAAGGGCCCUCGCCUGGGCGUUCGUCACCUGCAGUCGUUUUUGCUCUUCCUGGGCCUCACAGUGAUGCACAUAGCCCGUCUUAAUGUCAGUGUGGCCAUUGUGGCCAUGACCAAUGCGGCCACCACGAAUCCCAAUUUUCCGGAAUACCAAUGGACGGAGAAACAGAAGUCGUACAUACUCUCCAGCUUCUACUGGGGCUACAUCCUGACCCUUUGUCCUGGCAGCUUCCUGUGCCGUCGCUAUGGCGCCAAAGUGGUCCUCUUUGUGGCCAGCUGUGGCACUGCAGUGUUCAGUCUGAUGACCCCGUGGUGCAUCACCUGGGGUGGGUGGCAGGUGUUCUGCGCCAUUCGCAUUCUGCAGGGCCUGUUCCAGGGCGUAAUCUUCCCCUGUGUGACGGAACACCUGGCCAUGUGGUCACCGCCGGAGGAGCGAAAUCGCCUGGGCGCCUUCAGCUACACGGGCACAGAUUGCGGCACUGUGCUGGCCAUGUUCAUCAGUGGCAUGAUUGCCAAGGGCGUCAUGGGCUGGCCGGGCAUAUCCUAUGUGUCCGGCUCCCUCUGCGCCGCCUGGUGUUUCCUCUGGCUGAUAUUCGCCUCCAACAAUGCCACCGAAUCUCGGUUUGUUGGCGAGGCCGAGUGCAAGUACAUAGAGUCCUCGCUGGAGCACAAUGAUGACUUCCAUGAGCGCACGAUACCCAUUCCCUGGAAGGCCAUCUGGACUUCGGUGCCCUUCCUCGCCCUGCUGGUGACUCGGUGUGCAGAGACCUAUGGCCUGAGCACUCUGCAGGCGGAGAUACCCUCCUAUAUGAACGGUGUCCUCAACAUGGAAAUCCAGAGCAAUGCGGUCUUCUCAUCGCUACCCUUUUUGGCCAUGUGGCUGCUGUCCUAUGUCUAUCUGGUGGCCGCCGAUGUUCUGCUGAAAAAGAAAAUCCUGUCCCUGACCUCGGUGAGGAAGGUUUUCAAUACGCUCUCCUUCUGGAUCCCAGCCGCCUGCCUGAUCGGCAUAGGAUUCCUCAGCCAGCAGAACAAGAAGCUGGCCAUCGUACUGAUGACCGUGUCGGUGGGCGUGAAUAGUGGAGCCACCAUUGGCAGUUCCCUGAAUUCCAUCGAUCUGUCACCCAAUCAUGCUGGCAUAUUGAUUGGCCUGAGCAAUACGGUGGCGAAUGUUAUUCCCAUCCUCACACCACUGAUUGCCGGAGAGAUCGUGGCCGAUAAGCACAAUCGCGGGCAAUGGCAGAUCGUUUUUGGCCUGGCGGCUGUCAUUUUCUUUGUGGGCAACGUGGUCUUCAUCAUUUGGGGAACCGCCAAGGCGCAGCCCUGGGAUGCAGAUGAUUUCCUCAAGCCAAAGGAUGCGGAAUCCGCCUGCGAAAAGACGAAAACCACUGCCGAAGAGGUUGCCCCACCCAUCGAUCCUGUUCUGGAGCAGCAAAUCAGUUGGCCCGAGAGAUAUACGGCCAAAGCCAUCGAUUGAUUUGUGGCGGAAGUGGCUGCCCUGCCCCUGCCUGCACAGAACAAUUUCUUUUGUUAAUCAGUAUUAACUAUAAGUAGGCUGUAAUUUAUAUUUAUUCUAUUUAUAAGGCGUGACCGUAGCGCGAGGCUUAAGUAAAUUAUUUUCAAUUGAAUCGCUUUGUUGUUACCAAUCGCUCGCGAUUUCGGCCCUCGAAUCGAGGAAGAGUCCGAUCGGGCGGCGCAAUCUAAUCUGUUAAUUUAUCUUAUAAAUGUAUAUAAGUACCCAUAUUUAUUAUGGAUUGCGGCUCGAGCGACCAAUUGUCAAUGGCUACAGCCAAAGUUGAGUGCUUUGCACU
This is a messenger RNA of Drosophila subpulchrella, 1878 nucleotides long. RefSeq names its product putative inorganic phosphate cotransporter. The coding region runs from base 57 to 1544 and encodes 495 amino acids. Lineage: Eukaryota; Metazoa; Arthropoda; Insecta; Diptera; Drosophilidae. Gene Ontology annotation, biological process: transmembrane transport; monoatomic anion transport. The record is from RefSeq and is a predicted model, not a curated record. The transcript has 3 exons. Gene Ontology annotation, molecular function: transmembrane transporter activity. Gene Ontology annotation, cellular component: plasma membrane.